This is a messenger RNA of Hemicordylus capensis (graceful crag lizard), 984 nucleotides long. Its product is annotated as phospholipid scramblase 1-like. Gene Ontology annotation, biological process: plasma membrane phospholipid scrambling. The record is from RefSeq and is a predicted model, not a curated record. NCBI's taxonomy places the organism in Eukaryota, Metazoa, Chordata, Lepidosauria, Squamata, Cordylidae. Gene Ontology annotation, molecular function: phospholipid scramblase activity. Gene Ontology annotation, cellular component: plasma membrane. The transcript is spliced from 9 exons. Bases 118 to 984 code for a protein of 288 amino acids.
AUUUUUCUCACGCACAGAUGAUCUCCGGCGUCAAAGCAACAGCUAACACAACCUGAGCCGGCUGACGAAGAGACGUAUCCAGAGGCGCUAGCCCCCAAGGCUCGACUGUUCACAGAUAUGGAAAUGCAAUCAAACCAACCACCUGGGUACCAUGGAGUACAGGAACCAUAUGGAUAUCCACAGUAUCCCCCAGGACCAGGUUUUCCAGGUGCUCCCGGACAGCCACCUCCUGUUGCCCAGAGUUUUCCAGGAACUUGUAGUGCUCUUCCAGUUCAAGGUCAGCCUAAUGCACCAGUUGGUGCGAUGUGGAUGCCAGCACCAGCUGUCCCUCUCAACUGCCCUCCUGGACUGGAAUAUUUAAGCCAGAUUGAUCAGAUAUUAGUUCAUCAGCAGAUUGAGCUUCUGGAAAUAAUAACUGGCAUUGAAACCUGCAACAAAUAUGAACUAAAAAAUGCUUUGGAGCAAAGGAUCUACUUUGCUGUUGAGGAGAAUGAUUGCUGCACACUGAACUGUUGUGGGCCAUCACGGCCUUUUACAAUGAAAAUCAUUGACAACUUGGGUCAACCAGUCAUAGAGCUCAUAAGACCUCUCAGAUGCUCCAGUUGCUGCUGCCCUUGCUGCUUGCAAGAGAUUGAAGUUCACGCGCCCCCAGGUACUCCUGUUGGAUAUAUUAAACAGAACUGGGACCUCUGCCUUCCUAAAUUUUCUAUCCAAAAUGAAGCCCAGCAGGACAUGCUUAAAAUUGUUGGACCCUGUAUACCAUGCAGGUGUUGUGCGGAUGUUAACUUUGAGGUGAUGUCAAACAAUGAAAAAAAUGUGGUUGGAAGGAUUUCAAAGCAGUGGACUGGCUUUAUGAGGGAAGCCUUUACAGAUGCUGACAACUUUGGGAUCCAGUUCCCAGUGGACCUCGAUGUCAAAAUGAAAGCUGUCAUGAUUGGCGCUUGCUUCCUCAUAGAUUUCAUGUUUUUUGAACACUCAAAGUAA